Molecule: messenger RNA, 1406 nt
Organism: Neltuma alba
Lineage: Eukaryota; Viridiplantae; Streptophyta; Magnoliopsida; Fabales; Fabaceae
Product: F-box/kelch-repeat protein At3g24760-like
Exons: 1
Coding region: 65-1378 (437 amino acids)
Molecular function (GO): protein binding
Source: RefSeq, a predicted model, not a curated record
GAGAUGGGAUCUGGAGUCCUGAUCUUGCCAGCUACUAAUGUCAACGAUGAUGCCUCUUAAAUAAAUGAAGCCAGUGCGGCGAUUCUCUCUCUCUCUCUCUCUCUCUCCCUCCCUCCCUUCCUCCCUGCCUUGUAUCGACUAUCGACCCAAUCUUCCAUUUCCACCUAACCAUCAUCUUCUCCGGGAACAAAAUCUGUCUCUCUCUCCUUCCCUCACUCGGAUGACAGAGAUCACUCACCUGAGCUCACACCUCAUCGAGCUCAUCCUCUCCUUUCUUCCUAUCCCCUCUCUUAUUCGCGCCUCCACUGUCUGCAAGCUCUGGUACUCCAUUAUCUCCUCCCCCACCUUCUCUUCCAUUACCCACCCUCGCUCCCCCCAUAACCAACCCUGGUUCUUCCUCUACGGCUUCCACAACAUCUCCUCCAAGAACAAUCAGUCCUUUGCCUUCGACCCCGUCUCCUAUCGUUGGCUUCGCCUUCCCACCUUCUCCGCCCUCCAGCCCCAACAGCAAUCCAUCACUUCCUUCAUCGGAACUAAUGGCUUUUUCUUCACUACUGCUCCCAAAUUCUGUUACGCUCGAACCCUUAAUCCUCUCUGGCGUGCCACUCCUCCGCUCCAUUUUCCCCGGACUAACCCUCUUUUGGGUGUUUUCACUGAUGGCAGUGAUUCCUCCCCUAAGUUUAUUGUUGUCGGUGGCGUGAAGUUUAUCGGGAAUUUGGUUGACAUUGAGGAGCGAUUAGAUUUGGAAAUUUACGAUCCUCGUUCGGACUCUUGGGAGCUUGGUCCUCCUUUGCCGGCGGAUUUUAGAUCUGGCAAUUCGUCGUCGUCGUUGUCGUCGGCGUUGUUUGGAGGGAGAUUUUACGUGCUUGGGAUAUCUUCGUGCUUUAUUUCCUCAUUUGAUUUGCGUGAACGUGUUUGGAGUGAGGUUCAGACGCUGAGGCCUCCUGAGGUUGUUUUCUCGUUCUUAAUUGCGUGCAGGGAAGUGCUUGUUUUGGCUGGUAUUCGUAACGCACCUCUUGGACCGUCCUUUAAUUUGUGGAAGGUCGAUACAAAGACGAUGGAGUUAAGUGAGAUUUCAGUGAUGCCCCAUAGUUUACUUUACAGCUUGUUUGAUAGUGAUGAGGACGACAACUUUGCAAGCCUGAAAUGCGUGGGGUUGGGGGAUUUUAUAUAUGUUUUCAAUGAAGAUUAUCACAGGGUAUAUCCAGCUUGUCUUUGUGAGAUUGAUAGCAAGUCUGGCAGGUGCAAUUGGAGAGGAGUGCCCCCUUUGCCAUUGCCUGUGAACAAGUUUCACAAGGUCACUAGCUUUUGUUCAACUGUUUCACUGCAUAGUAUUCUGGGUGAACGAGGACAUCCUGCCCUUCUGCAGUCGGCCUGACUGUUCAUUCCUCUACCACGGAUCCAUC